This is a messenger RNA of Chrysemys picta bellii (western painted turtle), 1893 nucleotides long. RefSeq names its product KxDL motif containing 1 (gene KXD1). Gene Ontology annotation, biological process: lysosome localization. NCBI's taxonomy places the organism in Eukaryota, Metazoa, Chordata, Testudines, Emydidae. The record is from RefSeq and is a predicted model, not a curated record. Gene Ontology annotation, cellular component: BORC complex.
UCGUACGCGUGACCUCCAUCCCGGAAGUGAGCCUGUAGCCCGCGGACCCCACGAGCCGCCGCCGCUGGCCCGCGCUUGCCCCGGCUCCUGCUCCGCCGCGUCCGGUCCCGCUGCCCCACGGAGCCCCCUGGCCGGGGCACCGCUUCCGUUAUGUGAAGGCGGCGGCCCCAGGCUGGGCGGGGGAGAGCGGCCCGUCCAGGCUGCAGUGUACAGUAAAAUGGAGCCCACAGCCUCCGGUGUGUUUUGCAGCAGGGUGCUAAGUAUGGUGAACUCUGAAGACGUGAACGCCAUCAUUUUGGCUCAGAAGAAUAUGCUCGAUAGAUUUGAGAAAACCAACGAGAUGCUGCUCAACUUCAAUAAUCUAUCCAACGUACGCAUGCAGCAGAUGAAUGAGAGGUUCCUGCAUCACACUAGGACGCUGGUGGAAAUGAAGAAAGAUCUAGAUAGUAUAUUCCGAAGAAUCAGGACCCUGAAAGGGAAGCUGGCCAAACAGUACCCAGAAGCGUUCAGCAAUAUUCAUGAAUCUCCAAUUCUAGAAGACGACGAUGAUUUUGACCCUAUUCCAAAAAGCACGGCGACCACCAUUGCUACCUCUGAGCAGAGCACCGAGUCUUGUGACACAAGCCCUGACAUUAUUUCUCCAACCAUGAGUCAGGAUUUUGAGGAUUUAUCACAAGGCCGGUAUGAUUCUCCAGCUGUUAAUGGACAGAGUCUAACAGAUGAUGAAAUGGCCAAUGAGCUGGACUAACACCUACUAAAAACUAAGGCAUCAGCUGAAUCAGCUGCGUGGACUACGGAGCGCAACCAGAGAACUUCCUGUCCUGUAUUUAUAGUUCGGUGUUUCCUUGGCCGUUCACUCUUUUGUGGGGAGAGGGAAAGUGAAGGCUGAGUGGAGAGGGGCCCAUCACAUGGUAUUUAAAACUGCCAUCAUAAUGCAAACAUCAAGUCUGGAUAUGGCAAACAUGCAAAAUGUAUGGAUUGAAAUGAUUGUUGUCUGUUCUUGUUUGUGUGCCCAGGGGAGAGCAGUAAACCCGAAGUUCAGCUUGGAUCAUUAGUUUCUGGACAAACCGAGAUCUUCUCAGAAGAGAACUCUAACUGCUUUUCUUUAUCCUUUUCUUAAAUCAUUUACUUUGGUUUACACAGAAAUCUUGAGGCUCUGUCAUUCACAGUGCAUGCAAACCCAAACUAUAGCCUCCUCGCCGGCAUGGUACAAAUAUCUCUCAGCUGUGGCUUGCCGGAGCUUGUACUUGCCAAGCAACAGCAGCUUGCUUUUGGGGGGUCUUCUCUGCCUUCUGAGAGUCCUGCCUGCACUACAGGGCCCUGUCGCUAAUUAAUAUAAACUAAUGAUUUCUCUAACACCUACAGAACGUCUUUUCCCACACAGUGGCAAGAACCCGAAGUCCUCUUUCCUUAAGUGCUCAGCUGUUCUGUGCCGCAGCUUGGAUUUUCAUGAGGGAAUCUUUCAUAACUGCACUUCCAUUGCUUAAUGGAGAUCUUUGAAUGGAACAGUUUGACAACUGCUAUGGCUGUACCUUGCUCUCUAUAGUGUUCAUCAUAUGUUAAAUUAUCAGAUAGUUUCUUUGGGUAAAACCUUUCAUUUUUUCAAACAGUGAUAAAGAAAGACGCUGUACUGAAAUGUCUGCUUCUUGUCUGUUUUCACCUGACUUUGCCAAUGUCUGUGUUAAUGUAUUGCUGAGAGCCAGGGUGGAAAUAACUAACCCUGUUGUAAACCUAGGAGGGAGGGGAAAGUUGCCCUCUAAUGCUCAGUGGUUGUGAUCAGCAUAUCUCCAGAAAGAAUAGAGUGAAAAGAAAAUAUUUUUGUAUUACAUGUUUACAAAUGCUAGAAGAAAAUAACCACUAGAGACUCCAUUAAUAAAACAUCCAUCCAAACCA